Lucilia sericata (common green bottle fly) is the source of this 323-nucleotide messenger RNA. RefSeq names its product protein ALP1-like. The record is from RefSeq and is a predicted model, not a curated record. NCBI's taxonomy places the organism in Eukaryota, Metazoa, Arthropoda, Insecta, Diptera, Calliphoridae.
AUGAUUGCUGGAGAAAUCAGAAAAGCAAUACCAUUUAAAAAAAGAGUGGCAGUUGCUUUGUAUGCUUUAGGCUCUUCUGCCGAGUACAGAAGCAUUGGAAAUUUGUUCGGCAUUUCAAAAUCAAUGGUUUCGAAAAUAGUUAUAGAGUUUUGCCAAGAAACUUAUAAACAAUUAUUUUCAUUAUCACGUGAAACUAUAGAGGAUUGUGUAAACGGAUUUGAUAUAACGGGACUACCUCAAUGUUUAGGAGCAAUCGAUGGCUGCCACAUUGAAGUUCAUCCAGCUUCUGAAGAUGCUGUGGACUAUUAUAAUUACAAGGGAUG